Molecule: messenger RNA, 804 nt
Organism: Lonchura striata (white-rumped munia)
Lineage: Eukaryota; Metazoa; Chordata; Aves; Passeriformes; Estrildidae
Source: RefSeq, a predicted model, not a curated record
AUGGCCCCCCCCGUGCCCCAGGGGCUGGGUAGGCCACGCCGGCCGGAAUCCGCCAGUCCCGGGCCCCGAACGGGGCGGCUUGAUCUCCUGCCGUGCAUUGUUUGGGCCUGCCUGGGGCUGCGGGCCGAGGCGCUCGCCCGCUCCUGCCGCGGCUGGCAAUGGCGCCCCGAGGCCGGGGCCGCGGCGCUGCCCGCGCCCCCGGCCGGCCUGCCCGCGCCCCCGGCCGGCCUGCCCGCGCCCCCGGCCUGCCCGCGCCCCCGGCCGGCCUGCCCGCGCCCCCGGCCGGCCUGCCCGCGCCCCCGGCCGGCCUGCCCGCGCUCCCGGCCGGCCUGCCCGCGCCCCCGGCCGGCCUGCCCGCGCCCCCGGCCGGCUCGCUCGGCUUUCCGCGGCCCGGACGGGGCCCGGGGUCCCGGCCCGGCGGCGGCGGCCGCAGGGAGGGAGGGCGGGACCGCCGCUCCGGCCUCGCCCCUUGCGCCCGUUGGUUGCGGCCCGGCCGUGUUUUGCAUAAUCCCCGCCCCGCGCCAGCUCCGCUCCAAUGGGAGCGUGGGUGCGGCUGUCAUUAGCAUACGCACCUCUGCCCUGGGCGCGGAGCCGCCGUGGUCGCGGGAGCGAGCUGCGGAGGGGCGGCAGCGCCAGCGGAGCCGCGGCCGCCGAGCACCGGGGCACGGCCCGGCACCGGCAGCGCCUCCGGCACCGCCACGGCCUCCCCCGAGCGCUGCCUGCGCGGCUGACAUGAGUGGUGGCCAGCAGCGCUGCAGGCUCUGCACGGGGCAGGCGGGCGGCGGAGGGCUGGCUUCCCUCUGA